AUGACCGAACAAUUGGUUUUGCAUUGAGGUUUGAGCCCUGUGUAACGUGUAUCACACCAUGUGGUAUAUUUAAAAAAUAAAAAUAAUAAUAAAUAAAUCGCUCUGAUGGUAAGUUCUGUAUUUCCCUAGACUGAACUUCAGUUCACGGACUGUUGGAGGCAGCUGUUAAAUCGCCCUCUUCCGAAAAUAAAGUUUUUCCACAUUCUUUGUUCGAUUUCUCAUUCGACAUCAGACCACAAAUCGUUAUCUCAGGAAAUUCAACGAGGAUGACGACUAUUUCUGGUAUUCUGGGUGUCUAACAGUUGGGGAAGAGAGUAGAAAUCAGAGAGUGGGAGUUAUUUUUCAGUCGUUAUCGAACGAGAUAGAUUUUUUUUUGUGAUUAGCCUAGCUGUCAUCGAAAAUGUCCGACAUUAAGAGCAUGGAGCAUCCCACUCUCAAGGUGCCAUAUGAAUUACUGAACAAAAAAUUCAGGACGACUCAGAAAGUCCUGGACAGAGAAGUCUCUCACGUGCAGGCGACAGCCUCAGAGCUCGAGAAGAGCUUGACAACCGAGACUGGAACUCCAGUGGAAACUGGAGAAAUAAGUCGUUUGCUGGGAGGAGUUGUGGCAAAACUCCAGGUGCUCAAACGAAAAGCUGAGGAGUCGAUUUCCGAGGAGCACCAGGCAGGAAUGGUGUGCAAACGUCGUCUCGAUCACUUGAAGGAUCAUGCCAACACGACUCCAAGUGUUGUUAAUCAGUGGAGGAGACAGAGGCUGGAUAGAAUGUUAGUGGAGUAUUUCCUGAGGAAGGGAUACUACAAGACAGCUCAGAAGCUAGCUGAUACCACCGAGCUCAGGGAUCUCACCAACAUCGACGUCUUCAUGGUGUCCAGGGAAGUGGAGAUUUCACUGGCCAAUCACGAGACCACCAGGUGUCUAGGGUGGUGUCACGACAACAGGUCGAAGCUGAGAAAGCUGGGGAGCACGAUGGAGUUCAAUCUUCGAGUGCAGGAGUUCAUCGAGCUCGUGAGGGCUGAUCGCAGGCUCGAUGCUGUCAAACAUGCUCGCAAGUACUUCGCCAAUUACGAUGACUAUCAGCUCCAGGAGAUACAGAGCUGCAUGGGACAGCUGGCAUUCCCUGCUAAUCCGUAUUUCAGCCCUUACAAGGAUCUCCUGGAUGAAAAGAGAUGGGACAGACUAAUCGAGCAGUUUCGACACGAGAAUUAUCGGCUUUUCCAGCUGGCUAGCCAGAGUGUCUUCACAGUUGCCCUCCAGGCAGGAUUAUCAGCGUUGAAGACACUCCAGUGCUACAGCGGACACAAGGAAGGAAAAAAUGCCAGCUGUCCAGUCUGCCACGAGGCCCUGAACGAACUCGCUGCACCUCUGCCCUUUGCUCACUGCUCACAAUCUAGGCUCGUCUGCAGCAUCAGUGGAGAGCCUCUGAAUGAAUACAAUCAACCCAUGAUGAUGCCCAAUGGAUACGUCUACGGUGAAAAGGCACUUCAAAAAAUGGCGAAGGACAACAACGGCGCAGUAGUGUGUCCCAAAACCAAAGAUGUAUUUCCUUUCAAAAAAAUCGAAAAGGUCUACGUAAUGUAAAAAAUCUACCAGUCCCUGUAAUCACCGCUUGCUCGAUUUAAAAUAUCUCAUGUAGAACGUAAUAAGAUGCUUGUGUAAUCAAUGUUAAGAAUAAUUAAAUGUAAGAGAGGAUAAAUACAUUAUAUAUUUUCUAAAAUCUCGAUUUUAUUCCACAAGUUCACGGGGUAAAUUGAAUUGCACUCGUUAUUUUUCAAUUUCAAAUCGUUUAUUCAUAUCCUAGGAUUAGAUUAGAUUAGAUAAUCAUCAACAACACUAUCUGUAUGACCUGUAUAUGAAUUUUUAACCGAGAACUUUGAUAAUUCCUCUGUUAUUUAUAAUUAAUGCUCCAUAGUUAUUAAUUAUCUUAAAUACUAUAGGUUUUAUUUUUGCUCAACGUUUGGACAACUCAGGGCUUGAUAAAACACAUGUCCGUUGGUAAAGUCGUAUAAAUUCGUAAUAAAAAAUUAAAAGUCUUACGUAAUUAUUGAAAAUUACAAUAGUCAAACAUCCUAAACAAUUAAAUCCCUUGGAAAAUCGAGACAGAUUCUGUCAAUUCUAAAAUUACCAUUAUUCAUUGAAUAAAAUUCAACAAAAUUUGCUGUCCCUACUUCCAGGAAUCGGUAAUUAGUGAUAUGCAUGUGAAAUAAACCUCUCGAAACUGAAUGCGUUACCUCAAACCUUCUGAUCAAUUACAAAAAUAUCCCUUCUACUCUAUUCACCUCAGGGUUAACGAUUUCUUUUUUUUUCUUCAUUUUUAGCUUCAGGAGUUAAAUCUCUUGAAUUUAUUGUCGGCAUUGCAUCAUACGAGGAUUGUCCACUUAUUUAUUCAUUCUAGCAAUUCGGAUAAUGCGAAGACGAGUUUAAAGAGGUUUUAUCUACUUCAGAGGUGUGCGAAUAUUUUUCACUCUUUAUUUGACAUUGAUAAACAAAAUUAAAAAAUAAAUCAUUUACUUCUUUUUUAUUCGUCCGGAAUAAUUCGCACGCCCCUAAUCUAAUUGUAAGUUUAAUCGAGUGAAGAGAGAAUCAUGAAGUUGGAUUUAUUUCUUUCGAGACACUUGAGAUGGAGAAUUGCGAUGAGAAUGUCAGACAAUAAAAAUGUUGAUUUUGUUUAUGCGAAAACAGUGAAUUGUGUAAAAA
Messenger RNA from Fopius arisanus, 2695 nucleotides. RefSeq names its product Katazuke (gene Kaz). Gene Ontology annotation, biological process: proteasome-mediated ubiquitin-dependent protein catabolic process. The coding region runs from base 401 to 1579 and encodes 392 amino acids. Lineage: Eukaryota; Metazoa; Arthropoda; Insecta; Hymenoptera; Braconidae. Gene Ontology annotation, molecular function: protein binding; ubiquitin protein ligase activity. The record is from RefSeq and is a predicted model, not a curated record. Gene Ontology annotation, cellular component: GID complex; cytoplasm; nucleus. The transcript is spliced from 5 exons.